This is a messenger RNA of Mesoplodon densirostris (Blainville's beaked whale), 6505 nucleotides long. RefSeq names its product mediator complex subunit 14 (gene MED14). The coding region runs from base 405 to 4772 and encodes 1455 amino acids. Gene Ontology annotation, cellular component: mediator complex; core mediator complex. NCBI's taxonomy places the organism in Eukaryota, Metazoa, Chordata, Mammalia, Artiodactyla, Ziphiidae. The record is from RefSeq and is a predicted model, not a curated record. The transcript is spliced from 31 exons. Gene Ontology annotation, molecular function: transcription coregulator activity. Gene Ontology annotation, biological process: regulation of transcription by RNA polymerase II.
UGCUGUCGGAAGUCCCCCUUUGGCUCCCUUUCCGUACUGCCUAACAACUUCCGCUUUGGGCCGUCAACAUGGACGCUGCGGCUGCCUGGUGGAACUGCCUCUGAUCGGUUGCGGGGGCGCAGCUUCUCUGCGGCGCCCACCCGGCUUCCCCGCCCUCCCCCCUCCCCUCUCCCCCUUCCCCCCCGCCCCUUGCUCCAGUCCCUGCAGCCGGCGGGCUUGUCGUUACAUGGGGGCGGGCCUCCGCGGCCGGCGCACGGCUUCCUGUUCAGAGGCGGCCUGGCGGUAGUAGGCGGCGGCGGCGGCGACUCCGCCCGCGCCCACUUCGGCGCGGUGAUCGAGUGCCCGGGAGGGAGGCUCGAGAGCCGCAUUUUGUGCCGCUGCGCCAAGCCCGACCCUGCGCCGCCAUGGCCCCAGUGCAGCUGGAGAACCACCAGCUGGUCCCGCCCGGAGGCGGCGGCGGGGGCAGCGGUGGCCCCGCGUCAGCCCCGGCGCCUCCUCCUCCGGGAGCCGCCGUGGCGGCGGCCGCUGCGGCGGCGGCAAGCCCUGGCUACCGGCUAAGCACCCUCAUCGAAUUUCUGCUGCACCGGGCCUACUCGGAGCUCAUGGUGCUGACUGACCUACUGCCAAGGAAAUCUGAUGUGGAAAGGAAAAUAGAAAUAGUGCAAUUUGCUAGCCGGACACGCCAACUCUUUGUUCGAUUAUUAGCUUUAGUAAAAUGGGCUAAUAAUGCUGGCAAAGUGGAAAAAUGUGCGAUGAUCUCGAGCUUCUUAGAUCAGCAAGCCAUCCUGUUUGUGGAUACUGCUGAUCGCCUGGCCUCAUUAGCUAGAGAUGCUCUGGUCCAUGCACGCCUGCCUAGUUUUGCCAUCCCAUAUGCUAUUGAUGUACUGACUACUGGGUCUUACCCACGGCUGCCAACCUGCAUUAGGGAUAAAAUUAUUCCUCCAGACCCAAUCACCAAAAUUGAGAAACAAGCUACACUUCACCAGCUGAACCAGAUUCUUAGACAUCGGCUUGUAACCACAGAUCUUCCUCCUCAGUUAGCAAAUCUUACAGUUGCAAAUGGCCGAGUGAAGUUUCGAGUUGAAGGAGAAUUUGAAGCCACCUUGACUGUGAUGGGAGAUGACCCUGAUGUUCCCUGGCGUCUUCUCAAGCUAGAAAUUCUAGUUGAGGAUAAGGAAACAGGAGAUGGGCGAGCCUUGGUUCAUAGUAUGCAGAUCAACUUUAUCCAUCAGCUGGUACAGUCUAGGCUCUUUGCUGAUGAGAAACCUCUUCAGGACAUGUACAACUGCCUGCAUUCUUUCUGCUUAUCACUUCAGUUAGAAGUGCUACAUUCCCAAACUCUAAUGUUAAUCCGAGAGCGGUGGGGAGACCUCGUACAGGUGGAAAGGUAUCAUGCAGGAAAAUGCCUCUCCCUCUCAGUUUGGAAUCAACAGGUUCUUGGGAGAAAAACAGGGACAGCAUCUGUUCACAAAGUUACAAUUAAAAUUGAUGAGAAUGAUGUCUCCAAGCCUUUACAGAUUUUUCAUGAUCCUCCUUUGCCAGCUUCUGAUUCCAAAUUAGUAGAAAGAGCCAUGAAGAUUGAUCAUUUAUCAAUAGAAAAACUCCUGAUUGACAGUGUCCAUGCACGAGCUCAUCAGAAGCUCCAGGAACUGAAGGCCAUUCUUAGAGGCUUCAAUGCCAAUGAAAAUUCUUCCAUAGAGACUGCACUUCCAGCUCUUGUUGUUCCCAUCUUGGAGCCCUGUGGUAAUUCGGAGUGUCUACACAUUUUUGUAGAUUUGCAUUCUGGAAUGUUCCAGUUGAUGCUUUAUGGACUUGACCAGGCCACACUGGAUGACAUGGAGAAGUCUGUGAAUGAUGAUAUGAAACGGAUCAUUCCUUGGAUUCAGCAACUUAAGUUUUGGCUUGGACAACAGCGUUGCAAACAAUCUAUAAAACACUUGCCUACAAUAAGCAGUGAAACAUUGCAGCUGUCCAAUUAUUCAACCCAUCCUAUUGGAAACCUUUCUAAGAAUAAGCUGUUCAUUAAACUUACCCGCCUUCCACAAUACUACAUUGUUGUGGAGAUGUUGGAGGUUCCCAAUAAACCCACACAGCUGUCAUACAAGUACUACUUCAUGUCUGUGAAUGCCACAGAUCGUGAAGACAGCCCUGUCAUGGCCCUCCUGCUGCAGCAGUUCAAGGAAAACAUCCAGGAAUUAGUUUAUCGUACAAAAAACGGGAAACAGCCUAGAAGCAGUACCAAGCGCAAGUUGUCUGAUGAUCUGUGUCCAGUAGAACCCAAGAAAACCAAACGAUCAGGAGAAAUGUGUGCCUUCAAUAAAGUUCUAGCUCACUUUGUCGCUAUGUGUGAUACAAAUAUGCCAUUUGUAGGACUUCGGUUGGAGCUGUCCAAUCUGGAGAUUCCACAUCAAGGAGUGCAAAUGGAAGGUGAUGGCUUCAGUCACGCGAUUCGCUUAUUGAAAAUUCCUCCCUGUAAGGGUGUAAAUGAGGAAACCCAAAAGGCUCUGGACCGCUCUCUUCUCGAUUGCACUUUCCGAUUACAAGGUAGAAAUAACCGCACCUGGGUGGCAGAGUUAGUGUUUGCAAAUUGUCCACUUAAUGGCACUUCUACCAGGGAGCAAGGACCAUCCCGGCAUGUUUAUCUGACAUAUGAAAACCUGUUGUCUGAACCUGUUGGUGGUAGAAAAGUGGUUGAAAUGUUCCUUAAUGACUGGAAUAGCAUUGCACGAUUAUAUGAGUGUGUGUUGGAAUUUGCACGUUCUCUACCAGACAUACCCACUCAUCUAAACAUUUUCUCAGAAGUUCGUGUUUAUAAUUACCGAAAACUUAUCUUGUGUUAUGGAACCACCAAGGGAAGUUCAAUUAGUAUCCAGUGGAAUUCCAUACAUCAGAAAUUUCACAUUUCUUUGGGAACUGUUGGUCCAAACUCAGGAUGCAGUAACUGUCACAAUACCAUUCUCCAUCAGCUUCAAGAAAUGUUCAACAAAACACCAAAUGUGGUUCAGUUAUUACAGGUACUGUUUGAUACUCAGGCUCCAUUGAAUGCCAUCAACAAACUGCCCACUGUGCCGAUGUUGGGCUUGACUCAGAGAACCAACACUGCCUACCAGUGCUUCUCCAUCCUGCCGCAGUCAUCCACCCACAUCAGACUGGCCUUCAGGAACAUGUAUUGCAUUGAUAUAUACUGCCGGAGUCGAGGCGUUGUGGCAAUACGCGAUGGGGCCUAUAGUCUUUUUGAUAAUAGCAAGUUAGUUGAAGGUUUUUAUCCUGCACCAGGACUCAAGACAUUCCUGAAUAUGUUUGUUGACAGCAAUCAGGAUGCUCGAAGAAGGUCUGUAAAUGAGGAUGAUAAUCCCCCUUCUCCCAUUGGAGGAGAUAUGAUGGAUUCUUUAAUCUCACAACUCCAGCCACCACCCCAGCAACAGCCAUUUCCAAAGCAGCCAGGAUCAUCAGGCGCUUAUCCUCUAACUUCGCCCCCUACAUCUUAUCACAGCACAGUUAACCAGUCUCCCUCUAUGAUGCACACACAGUCUCCAGGAACCCUGGACCCUAGUUCUCCAUACACUAUGGUGUCACCAAGUGGACGAGCAGGGAACUGGCCAGGGUCUCCUCAAGUGUCUGGCCCCUCACCAGCAACACGCAUGCCUGGGAUGUCACCAGCCAACCCAUCACUACAUUCUCCAGUUCCAGAUGCUUCUCAUUCCCCUCGAGCUGGAACAAGUUCCCAAACGAUGCCCACAAACAUGCCUCCACCUCGUAAACUACCUCAGCGCUCCUGGGCGGCCUCCAUCCCUACCAUCCUCACUCACAGUGCCUUGAAUAUUUUACUGCUGCCCUCUCCAACGCCAGGCCUCGUGCCCGGCCUAGCAGGUAGUUACCUUUGUUCUCCGCUUGAGAGAUUCCUUGGAUCCGUCAUCAUGAGACGACACCUUCAAAGAAUUAUUCAACAAGAAACGCUACAGCUGAUAAAUUCCAAUGAACCCGGAGUGAUCAUGUUUAAGACUGAUGCGCUGAAAUGCAGAGUAGCCCUUAGUCCCAAAACCAACCAAACACUUCAGCUAAAAGUGACACCCGAAAAUGCAGGACAGUGGAAACCUGAUGAACUUCAAGUUUUAGAGAAAUUCUUUGAAACAAGAGUUGCAGGACCGCCAUUUAAAGCCAAUACAUUAAUAGCUUUCACCAAGCUGUUAGGAGCUCCUACACACAUCCUCAGGGACUGUGUGCAUAUUAUGAAGCUAGAGUUGGGUCAGAUUCUUCCCGGGGAUGGUGUAGAUUCGAGAACUGACUCCGCUGGAGACUUCGCAGUGACAAAGCAGCUGAAGAUAAACCCUGCUCCCGGGUCCUCCGCCGUCCGAGGAGCUGAAUGGGGCGCUCCUCAGUUUCCUGACCAGGCAACACAGCUAAAAUGGAACGUUCAGUUUUGCCUGACGAUCCCUCCCAGUGCACCGCCAAUUGCACCUCCUGGGACACCUGCUGUGGUGCUGAAAUCCAAAAUGCUAUUUUUUCUUCAGCUAACUCAGAAAACAUCGGUCCCUCCCCAAGAACCUGUUAGUAUUAUAGUUCCAAUCAUUUAUGACAUGGCUUCAGGUACCACCCAGCAGGCAGACAUUCCCAGACAGCAGAACUCUUCUGUUGCUGCUCCCAUGAUGGUCAGCAACAUUCUGAAGAGGUUUGCAGAGAUGAACCCACCACGACAAGGUGAAUGCACAAUAUUUGCAGCUGUUCGUGAUUUAAUGGCUAAUCUUACACUGCCCCCUGGUGGGCGUCCAUAGACACUAUUGUUUUUAAACCAGGAAGGCUGACAAAAGAGACAAAACAACAACAAAAAAAAUCUGAAUUCAGCCUUCAGUUUAAAAAAGCAAAAGGACUUUUUUGACUUUAAGAGCUGAAUAUUCUAAAGUGGCAAAAAUUUUCAGGGUGCACUUCUUUCAUCAAAAAGACCAUCAAUCUUUUGUAUAGUGAACUUGUAUAGUGUGUUUAAAUGGGACACAUUUCAAACUAGGUAAUACGUCAGUGUCCGUUUGCCAGUAAUAGAUUUAAUAUUCUGUUUUAUACUAUAAAGUAUGGAAAUGCCAAACUUGUUUAUUUAAUUGUUUUCUUAUGUUUUGGGUGUAAUAGUCCUUUUUUGGUUUUUGUUUUGUUUUUUAAGGCAGGUCUGUCAUUUUUGAAUACUGUAAAACUGUGAUAAACUUUAUAUUGAAGCUGUAUUUUAAUAUGACCGCUUUGAAUCCUUACAUGAGAUGUUCUGGGAGUUGUUAUAAACACAUCCCAAAGAAGCAAUAUUUAAUAAAACUAGGUUAAAAAAAGUGACCCUCACUUGUGUGUACAUCAGCUCUGUAGACUUCUCAGGGCCUCCCUUCAUCUUUAACCUGGUGGGGCCAGUAAUUAAUUUCUAAUAAUACAUGUCUGAAAUUUGACCAAAACAUCUUCUUUGUUUCAAGGUUCAUUUAUUUUCUUUAAACAUUCCUAAUUUGACUGGUGGUUAACAUUUAGGACCUUGGUUGUCUUUCAGUGUAGGAUUUGGGUAAAACAGAAAGAACCCAAUCUUUGAGAACGGAUAGUGAGUAGUUCAUACUGAUCAAGGAUCCCAAAUACUGCAGUCAUUCUCUGUUGAGGAUGUGGGAACUUUUCUGUCAGGCAAAUUUAGUUUACAGGAUACUUCUGCAUAUAGCAUUAAUUAGGAAGCCAAGAACUUGAAUGCUCUACCGUUGCAUGAAAUUUCUGUGACGUUUCUUUAUCUUGAUUAACUUCUCCCCCUUGCCUUCCGCACCAGAAUUGGGGUGGUUCUAAACAAUCCCAGUUUAAUUUAUUGUCAACAAAAUGAUAAAAUGUUUUACCUGGAAGAAACCUGGUGCAGUGCACUCACUUGGAAGAAUCCAAGACCCAGGGUCUGUCCAGGGUCGGAUGGAGUUUCUGUUUGGAGCGCUGUGCUGUCUCUCCCAGUCAGUCGGGAACUUUUUUAAGCUUCAAAGAACAUGAUCCAAAGCAAAGGUCUUCUGGAGACUUGAUGUUAUUUGGGAAAGUUUUUUAAAUGGUAAUACCACGCUGAGUUAUCUGAUCACUGUAAUACUGGUUCUCCGUGAAAUUUUAGAUGCUUUAUCUAAUUCUACUUUAAGAUGAUUUAAUUGAGCUUCUGUGACUAUCAACUGCCAAAUUCUAGUUUCAAGCAUCUCAUUGCAGUUAAUAUCUGUUCUCAACUUUGCUUGAUUCUCCAUUCAUUUCUGGUCAGAAUUGAGGCCUUCUUUGCCUUUCUUCUAUGUCUUAUUUCUGCCUUCAUCUCCUGCUUCUCACCCAACUCUGCCACUAUGCAGAAGCAGGUGACUAAACUUUUAUCCUUCCCUUAACUUACCUUUUAUCCUUCUGUUUUUGGUUCACCUUACAAUGGUAAUCACAUCAGUUUGGCAGUCUGAGAUGUCUUUAUCAAGGGUCAGCCCUUUCCUAUUUGGAGCUGAAUCCUUUCUUUCAUGUAGAAAUCUACAUGUAUAUACAAGAAAUGUAUUUUUAU